AUGUGCGAACAGCGCGAAGAGUACGAGCAGUGCCCCGACUGCCACCGCAAGAGGCUGCUGCGCCGCAUCCCAGAGCCAUGCGUCGCCCUGCUCUCCAAGCACGGUAACAACUGGGAGCGCCAUUUCGGGGAGUGCAGCACCGGCGUGCAGUUGACGCAGAGCAUCGAGAUGCUCGAGCAGGGCUGUCGCAAGUGCACGCCCCAGCAGACCGCGAUGAAGAGGCGACGGCGCGCUUGA
Messenger RNA from Purpureocillium takamizusanense, 237 nucleotides. RefSeq lists its product as uncharacterized. The transcript has a single exon. Lineage: Eukaryota; Fungi; Ascomycota; Sordariomycetes; Hypocreales; Ophiocordycipitaceae. Bases 1 to 237 code for a protein of 78 amino acids. The record is from RefSeq and is a predicted model, not a curated record.